This is a messenger RNA of Oryza sativa Japonica Group (Japanese rice), 1743 nucleotides long. RefSeq names its product FCS-Like Zinc finger 8. NCBI's taxonomy places the organism in Eukaryota, Viridiplantae, Streptophyta, Magnoliopsida, Poales, Poaceae. The record is from RefSeq and is a predicted model, not a curated record.
CAGUCAAAACCGGAGAGAAGCUUAGCUGCACUGCAUCAACUGCAUCUGCAUGCAUGUAUUUAACAGACACCACUGGAGCUUCGCUAAUGGCGACAUCGUAGCUAGCUACACACACUGUACAUGCUGCUGAUCUCCUGCGAAAACUGAAGAUAACAGCCAGCUCUGCAUGCUUGGCUAGCCUAGCUAGCUGCAGGAUUAUUGCUGUGGUAAUUAUUGAUUUUGAUGCUAGUAUUAGCAUGUUGAGGAAGAGAGCUAAGCCAAGUAGCAGUAGUGGAGGCAGCAACAAGCAGCAGCACGAGAUUGCGUUUGAUCACGGCGGCGGCGGCGGCGGCGCGGCUGCCAUUUCGGCUCCCAAGCUGUUGGUGCCUUCUAGCUCCGGCGAGGCCUCGCCGGAGGCCGUCCUGAUGAGCCCCACCUCCACUCUCCAGACGGCCAGCGCGACGUCCCCGUGUAGUGGACGUACCACCGGCGCCGCCGCCACGGCCGUCCCGUUCUCCCGCCGCCGCCGCCACGGCGGCGGCGGCGUCGGGCGCGGGCCGGCCGACGGGGAUGGACAGUGCAGGACCCACCGCCCUUGGGACGCGACGAGGCCCGUCGGGCUCGGGCUCGUCGGCGCCCUGAACGACGACGAGGACGACGACGACGGAGAGGUCGACGCCGCCCCCGGCGACGCCGCGGCGUCGUCUGUCCUGACCGGGCAGAUCAGGCUCCGGGUCCAGACGAACUACUACGCGCCGUGCACGGAGUUCGGCGUCAAGAGCGGCGGCGCCGCCGUGCAGUACGCGCCUCCUCCUCGCCGCCGGUGGAUGUCGCCGAGGGAGAUGAUGGAGGAGAUGUCGGAGGACUACACCUGCGUCAUCGCGCGCGGGGCCAACCCGAGGACGACGCACAUCUUCGACAACCGCGUCGUCGAGAGCUCCGGCGACGGCGAGUACUUCCCGCCGGAGCUCUGGCCACCGAGCGCCGCCGGCAAGGGCGACGACGACGGCGACGGCGACUUCUUGCGCUACUGCCAUGGCUGCAGCAAGGACCUUGGCCUAGGCAAGGACAUCUUCAUGUACAGGGGUGAGAAGGCCUUCUGCAGCCACGAAUGCCGCUACCACGAGAUGCUAUUCGACGAGGGCAUCGAAGAACUCUGACACCGAUCGACUCGCCAGAUCUUCUAUUUUGUAAACUCCAACUUGCUGAUUCAAUCAGCCAGGUUAAUUUUCAGAAAUUGGAGAAGAAGAUCAGCGUGAUCCUGAAACUGGAAGUGGCUCAAGGCCUCUCCCUCCUCAAUUCCAAAUGGCAAAUGUUCAGAUAUUUGGUCUUUGUCAGAUCAUCUUAAUUAAUCUGCUCCCUUUUCUGGUUCUUGUAGAGUGGUAGCUAAGCUCAUUAGGUGAGCAAUUAGGAGCUAGUGUUCAGACUUCAGAGUUGAGAUCCAUGUCGCCUUCAGAGAUUGGCAUUGUCCCUGUUUUUGUUUAAGUAUGUAUAAGAGUGGUUCAUGCAACUGUUGCGUUCCAUGAUUUGCAUGUCAGUGAUGUCAUUAGUGCUAGUGACCAGCACUAAUGGCAGUGCUAGUGGGUCAGUGUGGUAAUAGUGGUACGGAUUGAUUGGACUGUCCAUCUCUAAGCAGCAAGUGUACAGUGUUGCAUUUGGUCUCUGCCUCUAGCUUAUUGCUGAUAGCUGUUCAGUUUUACAAGCAAUUCUGUGCAUGGAUGCUUUGUAAAUCUUUUGUUAGAGAGGAAAUCUGAAUCAUCUGAA